ACCACACUACGCCACUUCAUUGCUUCGCUUCUUCUCAUCUGCAAAUAAAACCUAAAAACCGUACUACCUCUUAUUUUGUUCUUUCUCUCUCUCUCUCUCUCUCUCUGAUCCGUGGUAGUUCCGCUCCAGCGUCUUCUCUACUUCAUUACUCGUGUGAAAGGUAAUUAACAAGCUCUCUUCGCAAACUUAUCGACAAAGCAAUGACGCUGUCGGAGGAGGAAAUCAAUAGGCUUUUUAGGAUUCGAAGAACGGUGAUGCAAAUGCUGAAGGACCGGGGUUACUUUGUUGGGGACUUUGAGAUUGACAUGACCAAAGAGCAGUUCAAGGAUAAGUACGGUGAGAGCAUGAAAAGGGAAGACCUUGUUAUCAAUAAAGCCAAGAGAAACAAUAGCUCUGAUCAGAUCUAUGUUUUCUUCCCUGAGGAACCAAAGGUUGGUGUUAAGACAAUGAAGACUUACUCCCAACGCAUGAAGUCAGAGAAUGUUUUCACUGCAAUCUUGGUUGUUCAACAAAGUUUGACUCCCUUUGCUCGGAGCUCCAUAAGUGAGAUUUCUUCAAAAUUCCAAUUGGAUGUUUUCCAGGAGGCAGAGUUGUUUGUAAACAUUAAAGAGCAUGUUCUUGUUCCUGAGCAUCAGGUGCUUACAAGUGAGGAGAAGAAAACUUUACUGGAGAGGUACACCGUGAAAGAAACACAGCUGCCUCGUAUUCAAGUGAAUGAUCCAGUCGCGAAAUAUUAUGGGCUGAAGCGUGGACAAGUCGUGAAGAUAAUCCGGCCAAGUGAGACUGCAGGCCGAUAUGUCACGUACCGAUAUGUUGUAUAAGUACUUCUUACAUCUUAGUAACUGCUUAGAAAGGGGUUGCAAGACUUGAGCGGAGAGUGCUCAUUGCCUCUGUCAAAAUGGCCAUAGAACCAAACUCAACGAUUUACUAAUGUUUUGUUCUAUUAUUAAAAGUAAAAGGCCAUAAGGAGGUCAACUGUAGAGUGUAUGCAGGUAAUUUAUAUAGCGGUUAUCUGGUAAGCUUUCCAUAGCACAAAACAUUGAAAUAUAAAACAAAACCCAUUCCACCCGACUGGCGGUGGGGGUGAAUUAUUAUUAAGAAUUUAAACAGAGGCCAAAGGAAAAUUCUCAAUGUCGUUU
This is a messenger RNA of Alnus glutinosa, 1139 nucleotides long. RefSeq names its product DNA-directed RNA polymerases II and IV subunit 5A-like. Gene Ontology annotation, cellular component: RNA polymerase II, core complex; RNA polymerase III complex; RNA polymerase I complex. The transcript has 5 exons. Bases 201 to 821 code for a protein of 206 amino acids. The record is from RefSeq and is a predicted model, not a curated record. Gene Ontology annotation, biological process: DNA-templated transcription. Lineage: Eukaryota; Viridiplantae; Streptophyta; Magnoliopsida; Fagales; Betulaceae. Gene Ontology annotation, molecular function: DNA binding; DNA-directed RNA polymerase activity.